AUGGUGGAGAGGCGAGUGCAUCAGCUUUCCAGUGUACUGUCCAGCUGGGCGAAGCCCACGCUGCGAACAGCAGCAGCAGCAGCAGCAGCAGCAGCACUUCUGUCAGCUCCCAUUGGAGGCCUCUGCUUCCGAGUGUCCUCGAACUUGCUGGCAGCAGAGGGGCAGCUCGAGGGGGCCCCCCUGGGGCCCCCUGCUGCUGCAUUUGCUGCUGCAGGGCCCCUCCCUGAGGACCCUGAGAGUUUCUCGGAGUUAUCUGCUGCUGCUGACGAAGCAGCAGCAGCAGCAGCAGCAGCAGAAGCAGCAGAAGACGCCGCGGAGGACGCGGACGCUGCGCUGUACGACGGCCUCGAGAACUCGCUGAGCAGCAGCAGCAGCAGCAGCAGCAGCAGCGCAGCAGCAGCAGCAGCAGCAGCAGCAGCAGAGGACCCCAGCAUGCUGGAAUUUAACCGCGCGCGGGACUGGUGGAGGCGCCGCAAACAGGAAAGGCAGCAGAAGGCCUUAGACAAAAAAGAAAGAAAAUUACAAAAGAGAAUUCGAAGAAGACAAGAAAGAAAUAAAUCUGAUUCUGACUCCGAGUCAGAUCUUGAAAUUCCAAUUCUUGCUGAAGAAGAUCAGCUGCCUCUGACUGAGGAGGAAGAGAGUCUUUGGGGAGAAGAAAUGGGGGGAAAAUGA
Eimeria necatrix is the source of this 672-nucleotide messenger RNA. RefSeq lists its product as hypothetical. The transcript is spliced from 2 exons. Lineage: Eukaryota; Apicomplexa; Conoidasida; Eucoccidiorida; Eimeriidae. The coding region runs from base 1 to 672 and encodes 223 amino acids. The record is from RefSeq and is a predicted model, not a curated record.